This is a messenger RNA of Protopolystoma xenopodis, 369 nucleotides long. Lineage: Eukaryota; Metazoa; Platyhelminthes; Monogenea; Polystomatidea; Polystomatidae. The record is from the annotation of a GenBank genome assembly.
AUGCUUGUCUUGGUAAAUCUUAUCACUAAUUCUAAUACUUCUAUGCCACCGUCAAUUAAAGACUUCAAUUCUUCCUCCAUGGGAGAGCUGGGUGACACAACUAAACCACUUUCGAUCAGUACUCGUGAGCAUCUCGUUCUUGGCCUAUUGAGCCUGAAAGAUACGAGUUCUGGCUACCUCCCAGAUCAAAUUGAUGCUACAACGACUUCGGAUUCAAAUUAUAAGAUCAACGAGCAAAGUCUGGCUGUGCCGGAGGAUAAGCGGCUCGACAUGUUGGCUGAGGCGCUCAAGUUAUCUCUCGAAGGUAAACCAUUCCCCUUUAUUACGAACAAAUGCACAGCCCUUCUUUUGAAAUUAAUUGGAUAUUAA